AUGCAUGUUGUUAUUAAUGCAAUUACACAUCCAAAAAGUGUUGAACGUGUGGAUAGUGAAGAUAAUAAACAGAAAGCUGUUCAUUCACAAUAUUCCAUCGAAGAAAUUACUGCUCGACGUCGUGGUAAACGAGCUGAAGAUGAAAAAUUACCAAAGAAAGUUCGGAGUUUCUACAAAAAACAAGACAAACUUAUUUCGACAUUGGAACGUGUACAUCGUCUUAAUUCGAACCCAGAUAGUGAUGAUAGAUUUGAAGGCGUAAAUGAAAUAGACAAUAAAAAGACUAAAGAUGAUGCAAAAUUAAAACGAAAACGUAUUAGCCUUUAUACAAAUAUAUCAUUAUUAGUUAAUAUCUUUCUUCUAAUAGUAAAAAUAAUCGCUGCAUUUAUAUCACAUUCAUUGUCAGUUAUUUCAUCAGUUGUCGACAGUGGUGUUGACCUAGCAUCAAGUGUUAUUCUUUUUUGGGCCACACGUGCCAUUAAACGACGUGAUCCUUUUAUGUAUCCACAAGGCCGAACACGUCUCGAACCAAUAUCUAUUGUUAUUCUUUCGGUAAUCAUGUGUUCGGCAAGUAUUCAAGUGAUAUCAGAAUCAUUACAAACAACUGUUAAUGAUAUUAAAAUGCUUCGAAAAUAUCCAUCAAAUAGUUCUGAAUACGUACAUCCAAUUAAUAUGACAACAUUACCUGUGGCUAUCAUGGGUACUACUAUUGGUAAUUCUGUUCUUUUUUUUCGAUUUAAAUUUGUCUCUUAUACAGAUCAUAUUGACUUAUUUCUAGUACUCAAAUUGAUUCUCUUCAUAUUGUGUUCUCGUGAAACUAGUGAAACAUUAAAUGUUUUAGCACAAGAUCAUCGAAAUGAUGUUUUUUCGAAUUCUAUUGCUCUUAUUUGUGGUAUUUUUGGUUUUCUGUCAAGAAAAAAUCCAAUGCGAUUUCCUGCAUAUUUAGUAUUAGCCGAUUCAAUUGGUGCUAUUUUAAUUUCAAUAUAUAUUUUGAUAACUUGGAUUCGUCAAGCAAAUCAACAAGUCAAACAUUUAACUGGACAUACGGCGAAACCAGAAUUUCUUCAACAGAUAACAUGGAUGGCAUUUCAUCAUUCAUCGUCAAUUUUAAAAAUUGAUACAGUUCGAGCAUUUCAUUUUGGCACAUAUUUUCUUGUCGAGGUAGAUAUUGUUCUUCCAGAAGAUAUGUCACUCAAAGAAGCACAUAAUAUUGGUGAAGAAUUACAGAAGAAAAUCGAAAGCAUUCCUGAAGUUGAACGAGCAUUUGUUCACCUUGAUUAUGAAUUUAAUCAUAAAGCUAGUGAUGAACAUAAAGUUGUUUAA
Molecule: messenger RNA, 1323 nt
Organism: Rotaria sp. Silwood1
Lineage: Eukaryota; Metazoa; Rotifera; Eurotatoria; Philodinida; Philodinidae
Source: the annotation of a GenBank genome assembly